GAGAAGAUAGAUCUCCAGAGAGAGAGAGAGAGACUUCGAGAGAGAAACCCCGAGAGAGAGGAGAGAGAAAGAGAGGAGGAGAGAGAGGGGGAAAGCGUUUUCGGUUUUUUCCGUUAGAUGCCUCUGGUUUUACCCGGCUCUUCUCUUGCUCAAAUGGCUACAGACGAGGAGAUUGUUUCAGGGCUCGAGACCCUUCUCAGGCAACAGCAGGUCGACCCUUCUCUUCUGAACUCCACGAGCAUCAGAGAACAACUCGAGGCCAAGCUAGGGUAUGACCUAACCCAUAAGAAGGCCUUCAUUCACUCUCAGAUUGACCUCUUGGUUCACUCGAACCAGGCUCACCACCACCACCACCAGCAGCAACGAGCUCAGGCUCGCCCUCCGCCUGCUCAUAUUGGUCAUGGCCAUGGUCAUGGUGAGCUUGGCGGGUUUUCUGCGGCGCCCCCUUUCGGUGAGGCUCACAUGGCUGCCUUUGAUUGUGUGAGCCCUGUGCCUCAGCAACAGGCCCCAGUAGUUCAGCAAGAGGCGCCUAGAGAGAGCACACCAGCCACCACAGGCAAAAGAAGAGGGGGACCUGGAGGCCUUACCAAGAUGUGUGGUGUCUCACCUGAGCUUCAAGUCAUUGUUGGGGAGCCAACCAUGCCAAGGACUCAGAUUGUGAAGCAAUUAUGGGCGUACAUUCGGAAAAACAACCUCCAGGAUCCUAGUAAUAAAAGGAAGAUCAUCUGCAAUGAUGCACUGCGAUUGGUGUUUGAUACAGACUGCACUGACAUGUUCAAGAUGAAUAAAUUGUUAUCAAGACACAUUCUACCACUUGAACCUUCAAAAGAUUCACGUCCAGAUGCCAAAAGAUUGAAGGCAGAGCCUCAGUCUUCUACGAAAUUUACUGAAGCUGGCCCCCCUCCUGGAACAAUAUCUGGUGCCCUUGCAAAGUUUUUUGGUACUGGAGAGACCGAGAUGUCACUGUCAGAAGCUGUGACGCAUGUUUGGGAGUACAUAAAAGCUAACCAUCUGGAGGAUCCAGUCAACCCCACUUCGAUAAUCUGUGAUGCCAAGCUUCAAGAGCUUUUUGGAUGUGAAAACUUUUCUCGAUUACGACUGCAAGAUAUGCUGGACCGGCAUAUCUUCAAGAGAUGAAAGAGAAAACUCAACUGGCUCAACUGGUUAGUACGUUUAGCAAUGCUAUUUAGAUUGUGCAAAUUCAGUUUUCAGGUUUUACUUUUGAGUUGGGCCCUGGCCCUUGAAAAUACUUAGCUGGCCCUCUCUUUUUCUUGUGUGUUUUUUUCUGACUUAACUUAAAAUCAUGCAAUUAAAGAUAGUUGCUCUCACGAAACCUUAAUAUGGGUCUGGCUUUUGCUCAGCUUGGGUACCGAUCCAAGGCUGUUUGAUAUAGCCGUGCUCUCUGAUUCACAAGCAAAAGGGUAUUUGUAUCUUGAAUUGACGAUUCCCUUUCCAUUUGAAUGUAUAUUUCAGUUGCUUUGUACCCUUUUGAAUUUGUAUCAGAAUCUCAAUUCUCAUUCUCUAACUGCUGCAGACAGCUGUUUUUAAUCAAUUCAGGUUUGAGAUUUUGAGAUGGUGGCGGUCUUUUUCAUGCCCCUUCUUCAUGAUUGUACUAAAUGUUGUUUAACGGAGUUCCCCAACUCAUCUAUGCUAUACAAGCCUGAAAACUCUAUAAUUGCUUUAAGAAAGCUUCACCAAGCUUGACAAG
Messenger RNA from Amborella trichopoda, 1708 nucleotides. RefSeq names its product SWIB complex BAF60b domain-containing protein. Lineage: Eukaryota; Viridiplantae; Streptophyta; Magnoliopsida; Amborellales; Amborellaceae. The record is from RefSeq and is a predicted model, not a curated record.